AUGGACCAACGCCAAGCGCAAGUCGACAUCGACAGACUCUCCGACCGCGACAAGCGCGACCUGCAGCAAUCCAUCAACAACGAGAUGCAAAAAGCCAAGAUCCAAGAAUCCGUGCACGAACUCACCGACAUCUGCUGGACGAAGUGCGUCACGGGGGCCAUCUCGUCGAGCGGGCUGGACCGGAAGGAGGAGCCCUGCGUGCGGAAUUGCGUGGAGAGGUUCUUGGACGCGAAUGAGGCUGUGCUGAAGCAUUUGAGCGUUAUGCGAGGGCAGGGGGGGUGUGAGGAGGGUUGUUGGGGAGGAAAUGGAGGAGGAGGAGGGGGGGUUGACGGUGGGCAGUUGGUUGGACCUCUGUGGAUUUCUACGAGUUGGGGAUCGGUGAUCGGGGCGGGAUUAUACGGAAGGAUGAGUGGGGAUAGUGGUGGUAUGGAUGGAUUUUUUGUACGAUGGGCGUUGCAAUAUUCGAUCUGUACGGGGCGUUGGGGAGCAUAG
Letharia columbiana is the source of this 492-nucleotide messenger RNA. RefSeq lists its product as uncharacterized. The record is from RefSeq and is a predicted model, not a curated record. The transcript is spliced from 2 exons. The coding region runs from base 1 to 492 and encodes 163 amino acids. Lineage: Eukaryota; Fungi; Ascomycota; Lecanoromycetes; Lecanorales; Parmeliaceae.